AUGACACGCGGUCGUAACGAGUGCUCGGUGGACAUUGGCGGUGAAGGGCGCAAGAAGUCGGCCGGACGAGGUGCGCAACGCAGACAACUGGCUCAGCCUCGCACGCCUAUCGGCACUAAAUUCGUACACAAACACACCUCAACGGUCAGUUUAUUUGGGACUUUUGAUUGA
Molecule: messenger RNA, 171 nt
Organism: Anisakis simplex (herring worm)
Lineage: Eukaryota; Metazoa; Nematoda; Chromadorea; Rhabditida; Anisakidae
Source: the annotation of a GenBank genome assembly